Messenger RNA from Amphimedon queenslandica, 1490 nucleotides. RefSeq names its product syntaxin-1A-like. Gene Ontology annotation, molecular function: SNARE binding; SNAP receptor activity. The coding region runs from base 497 to 1447 and encodes 316 amino acids. The record is from RefSeq and is a predicted model, not a curated record. The transcript has 11 exons. Gene Ontology annotation, biological process: synaptic vesicle fusion to presynaptic active zone membrane; exocytosis; intracellular protein transport. Gene Ontology annotation, cellular component: presynaptic active zone membrane; plasma membrane; synaptic vesicle. NCBI's taxonomy places the organism in Eukaryota, Metazoa, Porifera, Demospongiae, Haplosclerida, Niphatidae.
UGGGUAAAGUUGAGGUUAAUGGUAAUUGCAGAAGAAUUUUUUUUUUAAUUUUGGCUAGCACCUUUUGGAAGACCUAUUUUGAAAACACUACAAUUGAUUGUUUGAGAAAAUUAUUGAGAAUAAAUUGAGAAUAAUAGGAAAAGAAUAAUGGGGGAAAAUAUUGAGAAUUUCCAGAAAGAAUAAUGGGAAAAUUUAUGAGCAUAAUAGGCUCAGGCCUAUUUGGAAUUCUCAUUUUAAUUUUUAUAAAUUAGAGUCUAAAAUUAAUGAUUAUUAAGUUUUAUUAACUUUUAAAAUAAUAACUUUUAUUAAUAACUUCCAUGUAAUAUUCUUUUUUUGCUUAUCUUUCUUCCUCGAAGCAGUGUUGUAUUUCAAAGAGAAAACAUCGGAGGUCUAGCAGAAGGACACAAACCGCCUAUAACAGCAGUUUUUGUACUGGAUUAUUGACAAUUGAGUUUUCUUAUCACAACAAAAUACCAGGUGGAAAGAGAGAACUAGUAUGGCUUAUUCAUCCAAUGGACGGACCAGCUCGGCUAGCAUAGGAAUGGUAGACAAGCUCGGAGCGCUCAGAUCUCACGGCAGACACUCCAUAGUAGACGACUCAGUAACAGCUGUAUCACCAUCAGUUGAAGACCCAUCACAGGGGAUUAAUGAAAUGCUAACAACAAUUGAUUCACUGUCUGAAAAUAUCACGAAAAUAGACAGUCUUAUCCGAAAGAUUGCAAACAACUAUAAGAUCCCACUACCCAAAGAAAAUGAUUUGAAAGAAAAUAAAAGAAUACAAGAAGAGAUAAAAGACUUGUCACACAGCAUCACAGAUGAACUUAAAAGGAUGAAAGUAAGUCUUGAUAAAGAAGGUACAGGACCAGAAAGGAACUCUGCAGAAUAUCGAAUAAGAAGAGCACAAUAUUCCAGUAUAUCUAGAAAGUUCCAGGAUGUGAUGAUUGACUAUAAUAAGGAGGAGGAAGCUUAUCGUGAGAGAAACAAACAAAUGAUACAAAGACAAGUCCAAAUAACUAGUGGCAAGCCAGUCAGUGAUGAGAAAUUGGAACAGAUGCUCGAGGAAGACAACACUCAAAUAUUUGCACAAAGUAUAAUAGGGGACAUUGAAGGAAAACGGAGAAUGCUCUCAGAAGUUGAGGUCCGUCACAUGGAGAUUAAGAGAUUGGAGGAAAAUAUAAGAGAGCUCCAUGACAUGUUUUACGAUUUAGGUCAACUUGUAUAUGAGCAGGGUGACAUGAUAAACAAUAUUGAGUACAAUAUAGAGCAUGCUGCUGCCUACGUGGAGAAGGGACAGCAGAACAUUAGAGCUGCCAGAGACUACAAGAGAAAGAACAACAGAGUGAAGUGUUACAUAUGUUGCAUAGUUACCACCAUAAUAGUUGUCAUAUUGAUUGCUAUACUGAUAGCAGUGGCUAUAGGAGCAUCGUAUCUUCAAGGAAGACUAUAAUGUACAUGUACAUGUAUGUGCUUGUUACUAACAUUAUUAUUAU